AUGGACUCGGUGGUGUACGGGUUGUUGAUGGCCUGCGAGUUGUUGAUGGUGCACCAUAAAAUGGACUUGGGGGUGCAUUGUAAAAUAGGCUUGGUGGUCUCUGGGUCGUUGAAGGAGCAUUGUAAAAUGGACUCGGUGGUGUACGGGUUGUUGAUGGCCUGCGAGUUGUUGACGGUGCACCAUAAAACUGAUUUGGUGGUCUCUGGGUUGUUGAAGGUGCAUUGUAAAAUAGGCUUGGUGGUCUCUGGGUCGUUGAAGGAGCAUUGUAAAAUGGACUCGGUGGUGUACGGGUUGUUGAUGGCCUGCGAGUUGUUGACGGUGCACCAUAAAACUGAUUUGGUGGUCUCUGGGUUGUUGAAGGUGCAUUGUAAAAUAGGCUUGGUGGUCUCUGGGUUGUUGAAGGUGCAUUGUAAAAUAGGCUUGGUGGUCUCUGGGUCGUUGAAGGAGCAUUGUAAAAUGGACUCGGUGGUGUACGGGUUGUUGAUGGCCUGCGAGUUGUUGACGGUGCACCAUAAAACUGAUUUGGUGGUCUCUGGGUCGUUGAAGGAGCAUUGUAAAAUGGACUCGGUGGUGUACGGGUUGUUGAUGGCCUGCGAGUUGUUGAUGGUGCACCAUAAAACUGACUUGGUGGUCUCUGGGUUGUUGAAGGUGCAUUAUAGAACAGAUUUGGUGGUGCAUGGGUUGUUGAUGGCCUGCGAGUUGUUGACGGUGCACCAUAAAACUGAUUUGGUGGUCUCUGGGUCGUUGAAGGAGCAUUGUAAAAUGGACUCGGUGGUGUACGGGUUGUUGAUGGCCUGCGAGUUGUUGACGGUGCACCAUAAAACUGACUUGGUGGUCUCUGGGUCGUUGAAGGAGCAUUGUAAAAUGGACUCGGUGGUGUACGGGUUGUUGAUGGCCUGCGAGUUGUUGAUGGUGCACCAUAAAACUGACUUGGUGGUCUCUGGGUCGUUGAAGGAGCAUUGUAAAAUGGACUCGGUGGUGUACGGGUUGUUGAUGGCCUGCGAGUUGUUGACGGUGCACCAUAAAACUGAUUUGGUGGUCUCUGGGUUGUUGAAGGUGCAUUGUAAAAUAGGCUUGGUGGUCUCUGGGUUGUUGAAGGUGCAUUAUAGAACAGAUUUGGUGGUGCAUGGGUUGUUGAUGGCCUGCGAGUUGUUGACGGUGCACCAUAAAACUGAUUUGGUGGUCUCUGGGUUGUUGAAGGAGCAUUGUAAAAUGGACUCGGUGGUGUACGGGUUGUUGAUGGCCUGCGAGUUGUUGAUGGUGCUAGGUAGAGCUGACUUACAGGUCUCGAAGUGGUCGAUGGGGCACUGUACAGCUGCCUCACAGGCUUGGGCGUUGUUGAUGGUGACAACAUAUCAGCGAUAA
This is a messenger RNA of Penaeus chinensis, 1365 nucleotides long. RefSeq lists its product as uncharacterized. The record is from RefSeq and is a predicted model, not a curated record. NCBI's taxonomy places the organism in Eukaryota, Metazoa, Arthropoda, Malacostraca, Decapoda, Penaeidae. Bases 1 to 1365 code for a protein of 454 amino acids. The transcript is spliced from 5 exons.